This is a messenger RNA of Myodes glareolus (Bank vole), 3997 nucleotides long. RefSeq names its product kelch domain containing 1 (gene Klhdc1). The record is from RefSeq and is a predicted model, not a curated record. Gene Ontology annotation, molecular function: protein binding. Lineage: Eukaryota; Metazoa; Chordata; Mammalia; Rodentia; Cricetidae.
GCCAUCUUGGCAGAGAUGGGCUCAGAAACAUAGACUUCCACUCACCAAGGCUGACCUGGCUACAGCUCCUUCUGGGUGCUAGAUUUACCAACAGCAGAGACCAACACUGAGCCUUAGAUACGGGGCCAUUCCUCAGGGUGACCAGUCAACAGCCACUUCUUCCAUGGAAAGAGCAAUGCUUUUUCCUUACUGGAGUAGAUAUUGAUUCUGGUUAUAGAUUUGCCUUUCCUGCACAUAAUGCUUCUGCCAAAACCCACCAUCCUUGGACUUACUGUAUGCCUUAUUCACAGGCAGUAUUCCACACAGUACUGCUUCUAUCCAAGGAAGUGACUUCACAGCCACAGAAAUGUAACAGUGGGCCCACAGUCACGGGAUUCACUGGUCGUACCAUGUCCCCUACCAUCCUAAAGCAGCUGGCCUGAGAGAAAGAUGGGAUGGCACAGUUACAGAACCAAUUAGACGGCGGCAGCAUGGAAGACUGGGCCAUCAGUACAGCUGUCAUCUUUGGUCAACGAAGUUUCUGUUACUGCAGAGACUCAACCGGUAGACGUGUUCCUGAAUGCCCAGCCCGAAUGGUACAUCUAUACAUCCUAUAUCCAAGCCUCAGGGGACACCCUGGAAGAGGGAGGCGGAAGGAUGGUAAGAGGUGAAACGUUGUAGAAAGCGAUCAGCACUGAUUAUGGGAUGGGGGAGGGGCUCCCUGCCACCAGUGGAUUUAUAGACAGUUGACAGAUGCGAGGGAAGUAAGGUUCACGAGCUCCCAUCCUCCAGCUUUUGGAGGCAGUUAACAGUUGCUAGGCAGAGACAUUUUUUUUAUUCAGUGGCACAGGCCAUGCUCUUGUGUUAUUAAACUCAUUAGUUCAUCAACCGAGACUUGGUCGGAAUUGUUUCCUCGGUCUGUUGAAUAGAAGUUUGUUCCUCUCACCAGAAAAAGUUGAUGCAAGUGGGGAAAGCAAGAUACAGAGUCGGGCAGACAAUAAUGCUCUCUUCUGGGUUAAGGGGAAUUGUGCCUGUGUUCACACACAUUACCGUGAAGAAACACUAGAAAGUAUCACCCGGUACCUCAGGCGCCAAUGCCUUCUACUGUGAUUAGCACGAGAGUAAGUACACGUGAAGGAAAAAGGGUGGGGGGGACAUAAGCACCCAGACACUACAAAACCAAACCCCUCAGAUGUGAUUUCCAACCUAAAAAUAUAGCCGAACGUGGUAAUAUGAGCACGCGGGAGGCUGAGGCAGGGGAACUGGCGGAGCACUGCCAGAACUACAAAAAAGUCGAGAGGAUGAAUGUCAAUGAGCUGGCCCAGGUGAGGUUCAUAAUCCCAGCACGUGGCCCAAAAGCAGGAAAAUAAGCAAGCUCACUUCACAAAUGAACAUCAUGGAACUGGAGAGCGAGGGCUUGAGAGGACCCAAGUUGGAUUCCCAGCAUCCACAUGGAGGUUCACACCGACUCUAGGCCCAUACAAUGUACAUGAUCCACAGGCAUACACAUAAAAUAAUUUUAAAAAAUAAAUGAACGUCACGAGAAGGAAGUGAAGAAACGGUUCCAGAUGACUAAAGACCUAAGAAAUCCAGACAAUGGCUGCAGGGAGGCUCAGGCAGAGGAGCGGGAUGUGUCUAAGGAGCGUUCUGGGGAGCAUCCUGCCCCCAUCCCCGAGCCCCCCUCCACACCCGGCGGCCGCGCAGCCGCGCAGCUUUCCCGGUUCCGCCUCCGCCAAUCUGGACCCUCCUCGCGUUCCGUUCGUGCGUGCGAGCCGGCGCCGAGCUGGUUGGGCCGCGGAGGGCGGAUGGCGGACUCGCAGGCGUUCUGCGUGGCCGAGGAGCGCAGCGGCCACUGCGCCGUGGUGGACGGACACUUCCUCUACGUGUGGGGGGGCUACGUGUCUAUUGAAGACAAUGAGGUGUACUUGCCGAGCGAUGAACUUUGGACCUACGACAUUGACAGCGGGCUGUGGAAAAUGCACCUGAUGGAAGGAGCGCUCCCCACCUCCAUGUCGGGAAGCUGUGGGGCUUGCGUCAACGGCAGGCUGUACGUUUUUGGCGGCUAUGACGACAAAGGCUACAGCAACCGACUCUAUUUUGUCAACUUACGAACAAGAGAUGGAACUUAUAUCUGGGAAAAGGUCACCAAGUUUGAUGGACAACCACCCACACCACGUGACAAACUUUCCUGCUGGGUGUUUAAAGACAGAUUAAUAUAUUUUGGUGGUUAUGGGUACAGGAGGCACAAUGAACUUCAAGACUGUUUUGAUGUACAUGAUGCAUCUUGGGAAGAGCAGAUAUUCUGGGGGUGGCACAAUGAUGUCCAUGUGUUUGACACAAAGACAAGGGCUUGGUCUCAGCCUGAAAUUAAAGGUGGAGUUCCGCCACAGCCACGAGCCGCGCAUUCAUGUGCAGUUCUGGGAAAUAAAGGGUAUAUCUUUGGUGGACGCGUUUUGCAAACUAGGAUGAAUGACCUACACUGUCUAAACCUGGACACCUGGACUUGGUCUGGCAGAAUUUCUGUUAAUGGAGAAAGCCCCAAACAUCGGUCAUGGCACACGCUGACAGCAAUCGCUGAUGAUAAGCUUUUCCUAUUUGGUGGUCUAAGUGCAGAUAAUGUUCCGCUGAGUGAUUGCUGGAUUCACAAUAUCACAACAAACUGUUGGAAACAGCUGAGACAUUUACCGUACACCAGGCCCAGGUUGUGGCACACGGCCUGUUUGGGGAAAGAAAAUGAAAUAAUGGUCUUUGGCGGGAGCAAAGAUAACUUGCUUUUCUUGGAUACAGGUCACUGUAACGAUUUAUUGAUCUUUCAAACACAGCCCUAUUCACUGCUCAGGUCAUGUCUUGACUGCAUUGGGAAAAAUGCUAUCAUUUUAAAAAGUCAGAUCUCUUUAUUACCUCCUAAACUUCUGCAGCAAGUUCUCAAAAAAAUAACAUUUUGGACUGCAGCCAAUUACCGAAAAGAGCAAAGAGUCCUAAAAGAAGAAACAGAAAAUAAGCCGCAGCGGGUCAGUGGCCACUGAACUGCUCUAAGUCCCGUGUGUCAGCGCGGUUCAGUCAGACUGCACGUUUGACCUCCCCUCCAGCCGCAGGUUCUACUUAAAGGAUAAAAUCUGAAACAAAUGUUUUGCUAAUGUGAUUACAUGAUAUGGGAUAUAUGGAAAUAAGAUGUAAUUGAAGAUUUAUCUGUGUAUUUCUAAAAUGAUUUACUUGUAAAAGAUUACAUGUUCUUUCUGGAAAUAAGUACAGUAGUAACAGUUCUUAACUCGGUGUGUGCUUUUCUGGAAACAUGUCCAUUUGAAAAACAAAUUACCCUAAAAUCUCCAAAAAUUCUGGAUGUAGAAAUGUGGAUGUAGAUAUAAAAAUACUGAUUAAUUACCAUUACUUUAAGAGCACCCAAGUGUCUCCUUAAAUAUCAUCAGAGCUUUCCAUUCACCUGCCGAGCAGGGGAGCUUGUCUAGAUAGUUCUGUCUGCACCGCCCAGGACCGGCUGACUGGAGGUUGGUUUGUCUCACAGGCUUUGAAAUGCUGGGGUGUGUGAUAACGGGCAGUUUUUGAGACAUGGCUCAACUCACAUUGCCUUGGGAAAGUGUCUCUAGAGUACUGUUUGCCAGCAAUGUGGAGUGACCAUCUGGUGGCAUUGACUCUCUGAUCCACGUUUGUGCUCUGCUGCCCCACAGAGUUGAGACUUUCUCUAGACACCGCUUGUCCUGACACAGCCCUUCGCUCUCGGCAUCAUUUAGUCAGAGACGGGAGACUGUACUCUUACAUCCCUCAAAAUGGUACUUUGGCCAUUUUGAGACAUGUUUCUUCAUGUGCCCAGCCUUGUCCUUCCAUCGACAUCCGUGUUACAAUUGAUUACUAAAGGGUUCAAUAUAUGACAUAAUCUCAUCGCUGUCACCCUGUGAGUGAUUGCUGAACUUUAAAAUGCUGUAAAGUAUAUUUCUGUAUUGUAUAUAAUUUAUAGUGAAAAUUGUAGCAUUGCAUUAAACUGUAGAUAUGUUUUAUAAUGCUA